GAUGUGAUGAAAUCCGCCUAUCUCAUUAGCGACAAGCGAGGUAGCCGAAAGCGGAUACGCCAAGACUCGUAGACGGAACGUUCCGUCUUCCGAACCUUCUCCGCAAAAAUAUCCAUCGAAUACUCGUGCCUAUUCACCGUUGGCAACAUCGACGCCUCGCAACACAUCUCUUCAAUCCUACGUCGUCAUGGCUUUCCCCGGUAACCCAGGUAUGCCUCCGGGCAUGGACCCCAACGCGGGCAUGUCGGAACAGGAGCAACAGAUGGUGAAAUAUAUGCAAGCAGGCAUGGAAUCAUGCGCAGGAAAGACCGUCAUGGCUGGUGUCAUGGGAGGAGGUCUCGGUGCUAUGUUUGGUCUCUUCAUGGCUUCGAUGAGAUACGAUACCCCAAUGUCCCAGCCAUUACCCACCCAAGUCCCCCCUGCGCCUGGAAAGCCCACCACCACAACCGCAGCCGCCACCAACGCUCCAGCAACAUCAACCCUCUCCGCCACGAGCGUGAAGCCCAACAUCGCCGCCGCAUCCACGACCGCCAGCGCAACAACAGCAGCAGCACCCUCCGCCACGCUCCCACUCACCGGCUCCACCGCUACAGUUCCCCUCACUGACCUCCCCCUCCGCCAACAACUCAAGCACGGCCUCCGCGACAUGUACCAAUCCUCCAAGUCGAGCGGCCGCAACUUCGCCAUCGUCGGCGCCGUCUUCUCCGGCACCGAAUGCGCCAUCGAGGGCCUCCGCGCGAAGAACGACCUCUACAACGGCGUUGCUGGAGGCUGCAUAACCGGAGGGAUAUUGGCGCGGAAGGCGGGGCCUCAGGCCGUUGCUGUUGGCUGCGCGGGCUUCGCGGCGUUCAGUGCUGCUAUUGAUGCUUACAUGAGAAUGCCCGAAGACGAGCGAAGCAGACCAAUCGCAUAAACCUCCCCCUUCUCCAAAUGAUACCCCCACCAAAAAAAACCUAGCAAUCUACGAAGGCUGUACGGAAUACGCACCCGAUACAUAUAUAGCCAGGCCCAUCUUGGCUACCCCCCAACCCCAUUUGUAAGAAUAUCACGCGAACGACUGGAAAAAGAAAAACACUUCAACUGCAUCGGGCGGCGUUUUUCAAAUGUACUCAACAUGACAACAUCCAACCUCAUCUCUUCUCAGCAGUCAGGCGGGGAGGAAAAACGAAGAAUCUUUACACAGGAAAAGGACAUCUUCAUGAUUACGUUCGAAGCGGAAGCGGUGUUUGCAGGUAGAGGUUAUAUUUUAGAACUGUACUGUAGAAUGAAACAUGUAAAACGUGAAUG
Aaosphaeria arxii CBS 175.79 is the source of this 1287-nucleotide messenger RNA. Its product is annotated as mitochondrial import inner membrane translocase, subunit Tim17/22. Lineage: Eukaryota; Fungi; Ascomycota; Dothideomycetes; Pleosporales. The transcript has 4 exons. Gene Ontology annotation, biological process: protein insertion into mitochondrial inner membrane. Gene Ontology annotation, cellular component: TIM22 mitochondrial import inner membrane insertion complex. Bases 188 to 913 code for a protein of 241 amino acids. The record is from RefSeq and is a predicted model, not a curated record. Gene Ontology annotation, molecular function: transmembrane protein transporter activity.